Messenger RNA from Corapipo altera (White-ruffed manakin), 884 nucleotides. Its product is annotated as cobra venom factor-like. The annotation marks the transcript as partial. The transcript has 5 exons. Lineage: Eukaryota; Metazoa; Chordata; Aves; Passeriformes; Pipridae. The record is from RefSeq and is a predicted model, not a curated record.
UCCCCUGUCGCCUGUCUGUCCCCUGGGUGUCCCCUGGCUGUCCCCUGAGUGUCCCCUCUCCGCAGGUGACCGAGGGGGACGGCGAGGCCGUGCUGACCAUGGACGCUCUGCGGCAGCGCUUCCCCAACCCGCAGGAGCUGGUGGGACAUUCCCUCUACGUGUCCGUCACCGUCAUCACCGAGUCAGGCAGUGACAUGGUGGAGGCCCAGCGUGGUGGCAUCCCCAUCGUGACGUCGCCCUACACCAUCCACUUCACCCACACCCCCAAGUACUUCAAACCGGGCAUGCCCUUUGACCUCCGGGUCUUCGUCACCAACCCGGACGGGUCACCGGCCCCACGUGUCAACGUCCAGGCCGACGGGUUCCAGGGCCUGGCGUCCACCCAGCGCGACGGCACCGCCCGGCUCGUGGUCAACAUGCCGGCCAACAAGGACAGUGUCCCCGUCACCGUGCGGACGGUGCAGGAGGGGCUGCCCCCCGAGCGCCAGGCGUCGCGGCAGAUGACGGCCCAGGCCUAUCGCAGCCAGGCCAACUCCGGAAACUUCCUGCACUUGGCUGUACAGGCCACGGAGCUGAGGGCCGGGGAGAACCUGCCCGUCAACUUCCACCUCAAGACCAACAACAACGCCGUCCGCGACGCCGUCCAGUACUUCACCUACCUGAUCAUGAGCAAGGGGCGCAUCGUCCGCGCCGGGCGGCAGCGCCACGAGGCCGGGCAGAGCCUGGUCACCAUGAGCCUGCCGGUGACCCCCGAGCUCGUCCCCUCCUUCCGCAUCGUGGCCUAUUACCACGUCCUGCCCGGAGAGAUCGUGGCCGACUCCGUCUGGGUGGACGUCCAGGACACCUGCAUGGGCACCGUGAGUGUCCCCCCCGGUCCCAGAGGG